AUGGACACCCAAACCUCCGCGAACAGGCGGAAGUUCGCAGUGAUAUUUGUCCUCGGAGCACCUGGAUCAGGCAAGGGGACAAUCUGCGCGUACCUGGCACACAAGUACGGCCUAUUGCACUUUUCCGUUGGGGAUAAUCUGCGCACUUGGAUGCAAGCAAACCGCGAGACGCCUCUCGCCGGCCGCAUCCAGGAGAAGCUUGACCACCAAGGCUUCCUCACGUCUGAGGAACUGAAUCCGUUUCUGUGUCUUGCAAUCGAAAAUGCCAUGCGACAAGAUGGUCUGAAGGGAAUCUUGAUCGACGGCUUCCCGAGGUGCGAGGAGCAACUCAACUCGUGGACCAAGUGGCCCUUUCAAGACAGACUCCGUUUGGAGGGAAAUGCGAAGCCUGAUGUCGUAUUGCUGCUCAAUGUGACGAAAGAAAAGGCCGAGGGGAGAUACCUUGCGCGAGGCCGUGAUCGCAACGACAGUGCGGAGAAGUUCACUAAGAGAUAUGCUGAGUACCUGAAUGAGGGACCGCCUGUCGAACGACACUACCGAGAUGCAGGUCUUCUAGUUGAGGUCGACAAUAAUGGUACCAAGGAAGAGAACAUCACUGGAGUCGAGAAGACGCUGGAAACCAGCGCUCUGUGGGCAAGGGCAAUUGUAGAUCACGAGAUGAAGUCAUGGUUCGUUGUGUGA
This is a messenger RNA of Colletotrichum gloeosporioides, 681 nucleotides long. RefSeq names its product UMP-CMP kinase 2. The record is from RefSeq and is a predicted model, not a curated record. The transcript is spliced from 4 exons. Gene Ontology annotation, cellular component: cytoplasm. Lineage: Eukaryota; Fungi; Ascomycota; Sordariomycetes; Glomerellales; Glomerellaceae. Bases 1 to 681 code for a protein of 226 amino acids. Gene Ontology annotation, molecular function: ATP binding; AMP kinase activity. Gene Ontology annotation, biological process: nucleobase-containing compound metabolic process.